AUGCAUGCUCUCAAGAAUCAACUAGGUUGGACUCACGUUUUCGGUCCCAGACAUCCUUCGGAACCAGUCUAUCCACUUCCCCACCACCGGAAGCCAAUUCAUGGACCCAAGCCGAAGUCUAGAACAUCAGUUCAACUUAGAACCGGUUUGCGAGAUCUCUUUCGCGAAUAUUGUUCCACCAGUACCGUUCACGGAGUCAGCUAUAUCAGUUCGAGAAGAUCCCGCCUGGAACGGAUUUGGUGGUUUGUCGUCAUAGUUCUGGCGGUGUACGGAUGUGGUCGGCUGAUUGAAAAAGUAUAUCGCAAGUGGGACGAAAAUCCGGUGAUUGUGAGUUUUGACGAACAACCUACACCCGUUUGGACGAUUCCCUUUCCAGCGAUUACCAUCUGUCCGGCGGCGAAGAUCCGUUCCGAGUUGAUGAAUUUUACGGAAUCUUUCUACCGAUUCGCGUAUGGUACCCGGAAUGAGACGUUGGAUCAAGCGAGCUUAGACGAACUGCUGGCAGUGCUACAGAUAUGUGACCGAUUUUUUCACAGUUCGGUACAAAACCUUAGCUUCGACGGAGUAAAAUCAACCGUAGAUUUGGUAUCUGUUCUACGACGACUCUCCAUCCUUCAGAAUGACACUUUUAUGAUGUGCAAAAUGCAUGGCUUCAGUUGCAGUAAAAUGUUCACUCAAACUAUCACCGAGGAGGGCGUAUGCUUCACGUACAAUGGUUUUUCACAGAACGACAUGUUUCGAAAGGGUGUUCUUCACGGUGACUACGAAUAUUUAACUGAGACCAAAACCGUUACCAACUGGAGCCUUGAGGAUGGGUUUAAAUUCGGUACUCCGCUAGGGUCGCAUCCAAUUCGAGCAUUCGGAGCUGGGUUUGGGGCAGGGUUAACGGUUCAGCUGAUGAGUUUUAACAGUGACAUCGAGCAGCACUGUCGGGAGGAGCAAGGUUUUAAGGUGAUGCUUCAUUCACCAAACGAUUAUCCUCGGGUGCAAAAGAAUUUUGUUCUGGUAACGCUUGCUCGGGAUAUUACGAUAGCGGUUCGACCAUUGAUCGUUAGAACGGCUGACGCACUGCGAAGCUACAGUCCAAAAAGGCGCCAGUGUUACUUCAGCUGGGAACGUGAACUGAAAUUUUUUCGCAUCUACAGCCAAAGCAACUGCGAACUGGAAUGUAUAACGAACUUUACGCUGAAAAUCUGCGGUUGCGUUAAGUUUUCAAUGCCUCGCUCCAACGGAACUCGUAUGUGUUCGACGUGGGAGAUGAAAUGUGUUUUGGGUGCACAACCAAAACUUCUGAAAAAAUACGCUCAGCAACGUUUGAAAAAUCUUGGCAACUUUGCUGUACCGUGCAACUGUAUACCCUCGUGUACCGCGCUGCUGUAUGAUGCGGAAAUCACCCAAUCGACGUAUGAUUUUCAGCGAACGCUCGAGUUGCGUUAUGCUCCGAUUUGGCCACCUAUUCGGGAUUUUAUCAGCAAAAAGCAAAUAUCGAAACUGGGAAUCUAUUUCAAGGAGGCAAUGUUUCUCAGCUCGAAACGGAACGAAGUGUACGGGACAAUCGAUUUCGUCGCAAACUGCGGAGGCAUACUGGGACUGUGUUUGGGUAUCAGUUUGUUUAGCUUGGUGGAACUGCUCUACUACUGCCUGGUUCGGCCAUUGAUGUUGGUUCGCCAGUCGAUUGAAGUGAAACCGACGGUUAUUCAAGUUACGGACGGAAUCAACAGCCGAUUUUGA
Topomyia yanbarensis is the source of this 1731-nucleotide messenger RNA. RefSeq names its product pickpocket protein 28-like. Gene Ontology annotation, molecular function: ligand-gated sodium channel activity. Bases 1 to 1731 code for a protein of 576 amino acids. The record is from RefSeq and is a predicted model, not a curated record. Gene Ontology annotation, biological process: sodium ion transmembrane transport. The transcript has 3 exons. NCBI's taxonomy places the organism in Eukaryota, Metazoa, Arthropoda, Insecta, Diptera, Culicidae. Gene Ontology annotation, cellular component: membrane.